AUGUCGGUCCUUUUCACCAGCAUUUCCGAGAGCAACCCCGUUAAACCGGGCGACGCGGAAACCCUCCUAAAGCCACUCGGUCUAUCCAUCGAUCCAGCUGAAGCGCAAGACUUCCACACCUUGCUUGCAGCCGUCCACGACUGCGCCGAAGGGGUAGCCGCCUUACCAGACUACCAACCAGUCCCCGACCAGACCAAGUAUCCCCGCGAAAAUGUCCGUCGGCCAGGCGUCGACGAGCAAGCUUUUGGACAAGCCUGGGCACACCGGUUUCUGAUUCGGGGUAAUGCCCAGGGCGGCCCACUGGCAGGCAAAUCUGUCAGUUUGAAAGAUGUAAUUGCGGUCGCAGGUGUGCCGCAGCUCCUGGGAAGCGAUAUCAUUCCCUCCUGGACUCCGAAGACGGACGCUACGGUUGUGACUCGGCUUUUGGAGGCUGGUGCGGAUAUCGUGGGAACUUCAACGUGUGAGAACCUUUGCCACUCGACUUCUUCGUAUACGAGUGCCCAGGGCACGGUCGAGAACCCCCAUGCGGUGGGAUACUCGGCUGGUGGGAGUACCUCUGGAGGGGCUGCGCUGGUCGCGGCUGGAAUGGUUGAUAUUACUAUUGGAGGUGACCAGGGCGGCAGUAUUCGAGUCCCGGCUUCACUAUGCGGAUGCGUUGGACUGAAGCCCACACACGGGCGGGUCCCCUUCACUGGAAUUGCCAGUGGAGACGCAAUGAAUGAUCACGCAGGACCACUUACUCGAACAACACUGGAAGCUGCCACAUGUCUAGACAUCAUCAGUGGUUAUGAUGGAAUCGACGAUAAGGCUCUCGGUAGCUCGAAGCCAGGCUCUACCAGCUUUGGACUCGCACUCCAGAAGAAUCCAGACAACCUAGACGGACUCAAGGUCGGCAUCUUGGUGGAAGGCUUCCAGCACAGUGCUGUGGACCCCGCUGUCAGGGGAACUGUAUUGGCUGCCGUGCAGAAGUUCAAAGAUCUGGGCGCAACCAUUGAAGAAGUCUCACUUCCCGACCACCUACAGGGGCCAGCGAUCUGGACGAUCCAACAACGUAUCGCUGGAGCGCAGACAUUGCUCGGCCAGAACACCGGGCGAAGAGGUCUUUACAUGACUGAAAUGGAAGGCGCACGUCUCCCGUGGACUGAUGAUGGCUUCCAGCGCGCCUUCCCGUCGACAAAGAACGUCAUCAUCAACGGCCUUUAUCUCAUGAAGCAGUUCCCUGAUCUCUAUGGAAAGACCGCCAACUUUGGCCGCUACUUGUCAGAUAAGUACCAAGAACUUUUUGAAAAGUACGAUGUAUUGGUGAUGCCUACAACCCCGGUUGUUGCGCCUCGUCAUGGCAAGCGGGAACUGCCCCUGGACUCGCUCAAGCCCAGUAUGGGUCUGACGAUUAACACUGCUAUCUUUAAUGUGACGGGUCAUCCGGCACUGUCUAUUCCCGUUGGGUUCGCGCCGGCUAAGGAUGAUAAUGAGGUUAUGCUUCCGGUAGGAAUGCAGAUUGUCGGCGGAUUGUGGCAAGAGGAGAAAGUGUUGCGGGCUGGUCAUGUGUGGGAGAGUCAUUACGAUUGGAGGAAGAUGCAGUACUCUACGGAUAAGAACUAG
Molecule: messenger RNA, 1602 nt
Organism: Penicillium brevicompactum
Lineage: Eukaryota; Fungi; Ascomycota; Eurotiomycetes; Eurotiales; Aspergillaceae
Product: putative amidase
Exons: 3
Coding region: 1-1602 (533 amino acids)
Molecular function (GO): catalytic activity
Source: RefSeq, a predicted model, not a curated record